AUGUAUCUUAAAGAAACGGACGUGAUUGAACCUCCCGAAGGCGGUUGGCCAAAUCUUAGUGCCAACCUACAAUCAUUAAGUAAGACAGACGAAGUUAUCUCGCUACUCUAUCACCUACCAUAUAUCCGCAAGCCCUCUGAUGACAGGGAUAAGGCUCACGGUGCUCCUGGAUGUUAUCUUGCAGACUGGCAGAAAUUGGGCAGCUCCGUUAGCAAUGGCGGGACUACGAGAGAGAUCCUUAAGCUCGUAUCGGAGGGUUCUUCCAUACACGAGGAAAUGCCUCCUCCUCAUGUCAUCAGCCUCACAGCCGGUGGACGAUACAAUCCUGUUUUCCUACUAGAUAUAAAACUCGGUGUUGUACAUUGGUACGAGUGCCCCAGUGAGAUCAGGUACGAACCGUCGCGAGAGCCGAUCGAGGAUGACCCGUAUGAUUAUGCACCUGAGAAAGAGGCGGAAUGGCGUGCCGAAGAUAGUAGUAGGGACCUAAUCAUCCCUCGCUGGAGAUUGUACUUAUCACUGCGCGGUUCGAGUCUCGAAGCUAUCCCGCAGACCCGCUUUGAAGGAGACGGUCAAGUAAGAUUCGAACUCGAGCUCCUGUCCGAGAUCCGGAACAUGAAAGCAACUAUUGCGCACGACAAAGUGUAUUCUCUAUACUCGGUAUUCCAGGCCAUGGGAAUCAACUUGCCGAGCCCCGACUACGGGAAGGACGCAGUAAAGGUUUUCGAAGAAGCAACGCUGGCUUAUAUCAGAAGCCGUCAAAAUCUCAACGUUAUCGCAAUUACACUGCCUCCAGACCCAAGCUCCGGAUCUCCUUCUUGGGUCCCCGAUUGGUUGACCCCGGGACGCAAUGGGUCGGCGUUGAUUUGGAAAAUAACGGACUUCGAUGCACAGUAUCAUUCCACUACUCCUAUACUCACGGAUAACACCCGGGGCGGCAAAUUAGGCGUAAUGGGGAAGGUUAUUGGGAAAAUAAAUAAGAGAAUUCGCUGUCCUCUCGUUUUGGACCAAGCACUCAGUCAUAUCCAGGCAUAUCAGGAGGUUAUUUCGGCUUGCCUCGACUGGCGCCAUUCAAUCAGUAGUCUUACUAGAUAUUCACCGGGGAAAGACCCGAAGCUCGUCGGGCAGGCGCUACUUCGCCCUUAUCACGCCAACGUACCCAACAGCAAACUAGGCACUUUAUACCGCUGGGCUUUGCAUGGUGAUGGCACAUCGCCUCCAGAGGAUGAAACUACUCUUGAGGCUAUCACGGAGAAGCGCAAGCUUCGAGAAAACUGGGUAAUCUUCACCCUUGACACAGGCUACUGCGGUACAGCGCACCAUAAUUGCCAAGCCGGAGAUGAUAUAGUUCUUCUCAAAUCGCUCAAUCCACUCGUUCUUCGACCCCAGUCGAAGUCUCACGAGUUCAGAAUUGUAGCCCCCGCUUAUUGUGAAGGAGCGAUGAAUGGUGAUAUGAAUUCGCACAAUGAUGAGUUAGAAGAGAUUAUACUUGUCUAA
Molecule: messenger RNA, 1494 nt
Organism: Daldinia loculata
Lineage: Eukaryota; Fungi; Ascomycota; Sordariomycetes; Xylariales; Hypoxylaceae
Exons: 3
Coding region: 1-1494 (497 amino acids)
Source: RefSeq, a predicted model, not a curated record